AUGAGUCUAAGAACUAAUGAGGAAUUACAGUCUUUUCCACUGAGGGCUUUACCUCCAUCUCCAACGUCUUCUUUGAAAAGACGUCUGAUGAGGCUGACGAGAAAAUCCAGCGAUGGUUCAAGGUCGAGUUCGUCUACUGGCAGUUCAUCUACUGGCAGGUCAGCCGAGGCUGUGGCUUUCAGGCAGCCUUGCAAGAGCCGCAUCCGUCACCACACUAACCGCCUCUCAGGAGUCUUCCUUCGCGGCGCCGCCUCUGGCUCGCUCCCCAUGGCCGUGUCCACCCAAAUCGGGAAAGGAAGCGCGAGCAUUGUCGACGCCGAAAGCGUGGACGAUCCAUCCGAGCUGUCAAAUCAGUUAAGUGCUCCUGGGAUCUUAAAGAUAUUCGGAAGUGAAAUCUGCAAAGGAGCUCACUAUAAGAGUGUCUUGGCCACCACGCAUUCCAGUGCGAAGGAGCUGGUCAAAGAGGCCCUAGAAAGGUAUGGCCUCAAAAAAGAAGAGGAAAGUUCCUUCGUUCUGUGCGACACGAUCGGUUCUAUCGGCAAGGGUCAGUGGAAAACCGAAGGGUUCCGAGUCGUGGGCGACAACGAGAAGCCGCUCCUCUUGCAGUCGCUAUGGAAACCAAGGGAGGGCCUUGCGAGACGCUUUGAAAUCCAGAGGCGGAGCCUGGUGGAAGAACAGACAUCCAGAGAUAAAGACACCAUCACUGCUGGUAUCAACGCUCAGGCCCGUAAGCUGCAGAAGAGUCGCUCCAGGGUUCAUUCCACGCUCAUAUCGAGAUCAAGCAGUCCUAGCCAAAAAAUCUGGAGGAGUAAAAGCGACAUGGACCUAAUAGAUGUGGAUUCAGACACCAAAGAAAAUCAGGUUGAAGGUUUGACCAUGAAUGGGACCUCAGUGGAGAGCCCGCAAGCAAGGGCAGAGCUGGAUGACAUUGAACUUGCAGUUCCCUCUAAGGGGGAUGGUGCCUCUCAAACUAAAACAGAGAGCCUCUGUCCGUCGAGGCCGAGAGGUGAGCAGGAAGGAGAGGAGUUUGAAAGGGAGGAGACGGAAAGUAGUGACGAUAACGCCACACAGUACUCCAUUCACCCACCUCACGACUGUCCGUACCUGCUACUACUACACGGCCGCAGCCUUGUACAGGACUUUGUCCUCUACCUACUUACGAGUCCAAGCAUUGUAUUAGGACAACAAAAUGAGAGCAGAGAUGUAUCACAAGCAGACAUUGUCCUCCAGGCUGAAGAUAUUCUUCCAAAGCAUUGCGUUUUUCAUCGCAUUAGCACUAGCGGAUCAACCAUGCUGUGCCCUUUUCCUGGCGCUGUGGUCACAAGGAAUGGCAACUUAUUAAAAGAGAAAGUACAACUCUACCCUGGUGAUGUCAUCGGGCUUGGACAAAGCUACCUGUUUCUGUUUAAAGAUCCCUUGAUACACAAGGUAAUAGACGUAUACAAUACUGCUCCAAAGGCCAGCUCGCCAACUCUCCCCCGCUUGUUUGGUCGCACUACACCUGCUCCGACAAUAAGUCCGACAAGAGAUGCGAUACGCUGCGACGACUGCGGUGACUUUGCAAGUCUGACCGGCAAAAAAUGCCUCAAGAGAAGACGUCCAUUUCUGAAAUCCCCAGAGGGUCACUGCUUGAAUUUGAACUAUCGGGUUGACGAUGAGCAUUUCAUCAUCAAACAAAUAAUUGCAAAAGGAAGCAGAUUUGUCCAAGACGGACCUUCACUGAGUGUCUCGUUCCUGAUGUGUCUGUGCAUUCAGUAUUCAGCUUCAUAUCUUCGUACCUCAGACCUGAGAAGGCUUCUGCUGCUUAUUGCUAGUGAGAUUCAGAGCGCUGUUUGGGAGCAAACCAAGGAAAUAUCAGCUUUCCCGAAGGAAGUCAACAAGGACAUAAUCACAGGACUGUUACCCCUAGUGGCGUGGUUGUCAAACAGCCUGGAGUUGCUCCAGUUCAUCAAGAAUCAGCUGCCUCUCAUCUUGGAGUGGAGGAUUCACCAAGAGAAUGAAGACGCAAGAGAAGAAGACGACGAUGGGGAGAACUUGGACCUGCUGGAGCUACAGUUGUCCUGUGUGCGCUCAGCCAGUGAAGAAACAAUAGAAGCCCUGGAGGAGGUCAUCAUGCUUACCUUUCAGCAGUCUGUGUACUACAUUACCAAGGUUCUGUAUCCUAGCCUUCCGGGCUUUCUGGACUGCAACCCAUUCAAGGAAGGCCUUGAGGGACACUCCCUGACUGACGAGAGUAUUCCACCCCAACAUAGCAGCGAGUUGACGGCCCGUGAUGGAGUCCAGCAGGUUUUGGAGGUCCUAUCCGAAACACAGAACCUACUGUUAGACUGUCAGCUCCACCCUGAGAUUUCCACACAGCUCAAUGCCUUCCUAUUCUACUUCAUCAAUGCGUCGCUCUUCAACUUACUCAUGGAGAGAGGCGCGGAGCCAGGUUUUUUUCAGCGGUCGACAGGCAUGCACAUACGGACCAAUUUUGACUUGUUCCUAAACUGGUCCCAGACGGCCGGAUUGGAAAAAUUGGCAUUUGAGCGCACGCGCGCCCUCUCGUCGGCGAUCUGUCUUCUUACGACGCCUAAGAAAAAUUUAUUCCAGACCUCUUGGACGUCGUUACGAUCUGACUUCCCUGCCCUGAAUGCGGCUCAGCUGAACCACCUGCUUAGUAUUUAUAUCCCGACAUGUCCCGCCAGGCACAAAUGGAAUCCCUGUGCCAGAGACCAAACCGAAGCGCAUAGAACCGAGGACAUUCUGCAGAGUUUCGAUACCCACCAUCCUCUUGUGCUACCAGAUGAAGAUUACCAGUUCAUUGUGGGAAGCACAGUAACAGAUUCUGGACUAAUAGAACACUUAAACAAGCUUCGAGUGUUCAUUUUCAACCUGUCUAAUUUACAGCAACACCAGGUAACCGGGACACAUUUUAUGUUGAAAGUACUGUCAAACAAUGGUGGUUACUCGCUGCACACCAAUUUCAUUCAGGAAACAAUGGAAACCCCCGAACAUCUGUUGUUAUCUCAGCCCACUGUCCAGACUCUUCAAUCAUUGCCUGACUCACCUCCAUCAACUCCCUCCUCCAUCCACGGAUACCUGGAUGACUUGAGCUCCUGCGGUGCUCACCUCUUGUCCCAGAAGCUUCGGAAUCUAGAGCUUCAAACAGGAGACAUGGAGAGCAAUGAGAUCAGUAGGUCAACAAUGGACCGCUCCUGUCUCCUCACUCCACCCAACACCCCCCUCAUCCUAGAUCCUGUUCAUUUGCCCAAAGAAGACCAAGAUGCACAAGCCUCCUCAGAUGAAGGUGGUUUAAUGUCGGAAUGUCUAGCUGCACUGAAAGAUGACCAUCUCUCUCAAGAUUACACCAGUAUGAAAAGGAUUUUCGAACUCAUAGAGGAGGAGGAAGAGGAAGCCGAAGACGUAAGCAACCAUUUCGAUGAUAACAACGACGAGAUCUUCAGUUUGGAGCUCGAGCGGGACGGAAACGGUCUUGGUCUUGCGCUAAUCGACACGAGGGACAUGCCAUUGAAGGUAAAAGGCAUCUUCAUCAGGGCAGUGGUUCCUGACAGCCCUGCAGCCCGCUGUGAGAAGCUGCAACCAGGAGAUCGGAUCCUUGCCGUUAAUGGAGUUAGUCUGCUUGGCCCUAACUGCCUAAGUGGCAAGGAUUUGAUGCAGUCAUCAGGUGAUAGACUGAGAUUAUUGGUGGUCAGAUCUGAUUGGAUGGCCAAGGCUAUACAGACUGAAUGCUGA
Nerophis lumbriciformis (worm pipefish) is the source of this 3735-nucleotide messenger RNA. The record is from RefSeq and is a predicted model, not a curated record. Lineage: Eukaryota; Metazoa; Chordata; Actinopteri; Syngnathiformes; Syngnathidae.